AGCACUCACUUUGCUGACAAGGUUCUCCAUUUCCCUGACACCAUGAAUUCUUGCUAAGUUGUGAGCGAUCCAAGCCUGUUGGCGAACUUACGGCUUUCUUCUGGCUCUAUCCCAAUAAUGGCGACGCCGACGACCACUGGCAGCAUAGGUGCUGCAACAACAAUGCCCGCCGACCCCAACACCGUCCCGCCCAUCUUUACACUCCUACCCAUCGUCGCACAAGCCUUCUCCUUCCUCGGCUCCGCCACAUCCUACGUCGCAUCCUCAAGCUACUCACUCAUCGCUCUACUUCUGACACCUCUUACCCUCGUCCUUCCCAUAUUGUCAUACGUCUUCGCGCCAUUCGUAUACACCGCACGAAUCCUGACGGAUAUGUUCAUCGUCACGCCGUACCAGGUCGCGGUGUACGUCCUUCAGGCGCUGUAUCCAUUAUAUGUGUUCGUAGGUGUGGCGUGCAUCGGUGGAUUGGUGGUAGGAUUUGGAGCGAGGCAGGUAGUGAGUUUGAUUGGGAGUGCGCUGUUGGGGAGUAGGGAACGGACUGAGGACGGGACGGAUGUGGUGCCGUCGCGAGGAGAGCUGGAUGAAGGAUAUAGUUCGGUGAUCGUUCCGAAGCAAGAAUUGAGGAGAGGCUCGGUGAAGGGAAAGCGCAGAGCUGGACGAUGAUGUUUGUUCGGGACGGUCAUCGUUGAGUGUGUACUCUCGUGUCUGUAUUCUAUCGACGUGUACCUUCAUAAUUUAUGCUUGCCCUCAUAUGGUUAGACUUCGUGCUCUGCUCGCAUUGAUAUCGACCAUUUCAUUUUGCCAACUGUGGACACUCUGUGGACUAUAUGGUGUGGAACUCGCGAUUACUUUGUGGCCCUUGUUGGGUUUGGGAUGAAGGAGGAAGGCUAUAUCAAGAGUCUUCCCGCAACCCUCGCUUGAAAAAACCAUGAACGGCGCAUGCAGGUCUCCUGACCCGCGUGACUAGACCCGAGUCUGCGUGUAUAUUUCAAGAAACCCUUUGCAUUGACUAGCGCCACCAAAAUUACACUCCGCUCGUAUCUGCACCAAGGAAUACCAGCCACUCAUGAGCCCAGUACCGAGCCUCUGCUUCUCGCCUGCUCUGUGGACAACACACCAUAUCUCCGUACCAC
Stereum hirsutum FP-91666 SS1 is the source of this 1133-nucleotide messenger RNA. RefSeq lists its product as uncharacterized. The record is from RefSeq and is a predicted model, not a curated record. The coding region runs from base 118 to 663 and encodes 181 amino acids. The transcript has 4 exons. NCBI's taxonomy places the organism in Eukaryota, Fungi, Basidiomycota, Agaricomycetes, Russulales, Stereaceae.